GUAGAAUUAUAAUUCGUAUUCAGCUGACUAAAAAGUAGUGCGAAAGUAAUAAAGUAAAACGGUUUUUGACAAGCGAGCAGAAUAUACAUAUACAUACAUAUGUUUAUUUGUGUACAGUUAUACGUCAAAGUUACAAGAGUCUUCAAAAUUCAAAAACAAUAAUUAUGAAGGCUCCUGCAACCGCUCACUCUCACAUUAUGCUACUCGUGUUACACAUGUCUCUCGUCUUGCUCUGCCAAAAUGCUUACAGCGCCACACCAGAGCGACAGCGUUUGAAAACGCUGGACCACGCUUAUCAAUACAAGUCACCGUCUGUGUCAAACACACCUUAUGCACAGCGUGAAGAGUCAAUCAGAUUGCCUAAAGUGCAACAACAACAAAAACAUCAACCAACAAGUUUCAAUGGCAUGGGACGGUUUUCACAAAAUUAUAGAAGCACAGACUAUGAAAGGCCGUUAUAUGCCGCUGAUGAGCUGCAACAUGGUUAUUUUAAGGCUUUACAACAACAACAACAGCAGCAGCAGCGAAAUAUUGAUAGUAUUUACCAUGCGGCAAAGCAGAAAUAUAUGCACCAAUAUAGUUUACCAACAAACGCGUAUCAACUGCCUCAAAACCUAAUCAGCCAAGCGUCACGUCCACCCUUGGCUUCAGAAAUUGUAUACGCCAGAGAAGCGUUACCCCAGUACCAAUUAGGAGUCGCAGCGAGCACCGCACAGACCACUAACAAACAUAGAAGUCAUUCCAAUCAGCUAUUGCAUGCGCCUGAACGACAACCUGAAAAGGACACACUAGUCUACACCAACCAAUUACCCUAUCCACCGUCUUUUAUCAGCAUUACCAGUACGACAACAACGCAAUCACCACCAUACAAUAUGAGGCAGCGUAGUGCUGAUACCGACGAAAAUAAUCUCAAACAAUUUCCAGAUAUUUUCGCUAAACGUCAACAUAUCUCAUUAUUGGACUCGUAUAUACCCAGUUGGGUGAUGUUGCGUAUGCAACAACAACAUAAGCGCCAACAACAAAAACAAUUCCAUAAAUUUGUUGCUACACAUACUUUGGCGUAUCCGAUUUCAAAAACGUAUGCCCAAAAGUAAGCAACAGCGGUUACUAUGCGCGCGCGUGGCCUACCUUUAGGCGGAAUGUA
This is a messenger RNA of Bactrocera latifrons, 1144 nucleotides long. RefSeq lists its product as uncharacterized. NCBI's taxonomy places the organism in Eukaryota, Metazoa, Arthropoda, Insecta, Diptera, Tephritidae. The transcript is spliced from 3 exons. Bases 165 to 1094 code for a protein of 309 amino acids. The record is from RefSeq and is a predicted model, not a curated record.